Molecule: messenger RNA, 1116 nt
Organism: Echinostoma caproni
Lineage: Eukaryota; Metazoa; Platyhelminthes; Trematoda; Plagiorchiida; Echinostomatidae
Source: the annotation of a GenBank genome assembly
AUGCACGGCCAGAAGGAGAAACCGAUCAAUCGCAGAGGAGGACGCACACUCGAGGGCACACCACCGAAGGAAUUCUGGACGNGUGAUUGGCCUGUGGCCACUAUCAGUCCUGUGCAACCUGACCUGAAUACCACAAUUUGGCUUCGCACAACAGAGAUUCCUGCCAUUGAACCAUUGAACCUCCACGGAAGCGCUUCGAAAAUCGAAGAGUGCGUAGAACUUUACAAAUUAUGGUACAGCAUUGGGCAAGGAGAAAUGCAAAAUCAGUCAGUCCUAUUUUUGACGUUGGGCGGACGAGAGCUAUAUUUCCUGAAGUUACAAUCCACUUUGCUAGACCAAAUUCUUCCAGUGGAUUUUCAGGCCACUGAACGGGCCAAAUUCAACUCAUUGAUCACAGCUGCCAACAUGCCGUGUCGUGAAUUCAUUCUCCUUUCGAAGAAACAGGCGUCAAAAUGCAACUAUGGUGACCGAGUGGAAGAACAACUUUGUGAUCAUCUCAUUGCUGGAGUCAUCAACAUCUCAUUACAACGUAAGAUGUUAGAAAAGAAACAUCUUUGUCUGACUUGUCGGUUCCGUAAUGACACUUGCCAUGCAUGUGGUAAGAUGGGCCAUAUCCGCAAGGUAUGCCGAAUGCCCAAGUGCAAACUCAUCGAUUCCCAUAUCCCAACGGCGGAUGAGAAUUCAAGCCCAAUUUACACGCUGCAGACCACUGAACCCAACAGCCAGUUCCUGUUCGCCCCAAUGAGGUUCCAGUUUGGUGUGGAGUAUCGAUUCAUCAUGGACACAGGAUGCAGCGGAUCUAACCUACUGAAAUCAGCACUUACUACGAUUUGUCUCAAUGCUGUUCUGGCGCAUUCAUGGGGUUACCGGCCAUCAACCCACAGUCCGUCUAUUCUGGGUCUGCGAGCAAUGCGCCUACUAAAAGGGUUAAUCGCACUACAUACCAACAACGAUAAGCCAAUCACCUCACAUCUUCAACAUUUCAUUGCACAAUGUUCCGGUAACGUUGGUGGCAUGAAGUUACCAUCGAUAAAGUUAGAAGUGGACGGUGAACCUGUUUUCCUAAAACGACGCGUUAUCCCAUUCGUUCAACGGGAAGGUGUCCUGAAAGCGUAA